GCCGGACGUGGUAGUGACUGGGAGCUUGACGUGGAUGUUCGUGGCUGUUUAAUUUCACGUUUGUGCCGCGCUAACCUUCCUCCAGCGCCUCUACCUUCACCGCUGGGGCCUGACGGGUUAAUUGGUGCAUUGAAAUUCAUGUAAGAGUGUAUAUUUCCAUCAAGGGAAGAGGAGUGACGGUUGUGUUGUCAUCGAACUGAGGCCAAGUUCCUGAACCACUGGAUGGAUUCGCCCGGCUGCCGCGAGGAUAGUUGUCAGUUCUCCCCAUUUUUUUCAAGUCCACUAACUCGUCCCAUUACGAAGCAAAUCGGUGCGGGAUUCCAAGGGUUGACGGGAGCAAUGAGCAACGUUCACUAUUACACUGACAAUGACUAUUACACCCCUGACCAGAACGACGGUGAUAAUGUGAGUAGCGAGCUGAUGGGGGAGGCGUGCGAGACUACAGGAGAGACGAACCCAAAUGGACCUUACGGAGGCUUCAGUGACUAUGAUAACCAACCACGGCGAAGGAAAGGGGAGCCGGAAACACCGAAUCAUGUGUUGCUAAUGACCAUCCUGAACCCUGCUUAUCCUAUCACAGUGGACGUGAUCCACACCAUCUGUCAGCCGUACGGGAACGUUCUGCGCAUCGUGAUCUUCAAGAAAAAUGGAGUGCAGGCCAUGGUGGAAUUUGACGGCAUUGACCCAGCCACACGGGCGCGGGAGGGGCUGCAGGGAGCUGACAUCUACUCCGGCUGCUGCACCCUCAGGAUUGAGUACGCCAAGCCCAGCAAGUUGAACGUGUACAAGAACGAUGCCGAAAGCUGGGACUUUACCAACCCCAACGUGGCCGUGUGCCAAUGUGUGUUCUGUGUGCAGGGAGAGGCGCCCGCACGCCCCCACCUCCAGGAGCCGUCCCCCGGGCCCGUCCCGCCGCCGCCCCCAGACCGCUGCCCCCUGCCCGCCAGGCCCCGCCCCGCUAAGGUAAGCCCUGUGCUCGUCUCUCCCUCCCUCGUCGCUGCCGCCGCCGCCGCCGCCGCCGCCGCCGCCGCCGCCGCCGCCGCCUCCGCCUCCUCCUCCGGCAACGCGGGACAAAGUGUACAAGGGGAGAAGGGGGAGAAGACCCGCAUGAAGGAGCCCCCCAGCAGUAGCAGCACCAGCAGCGGUUCAUCCCGUCCUCCCCUUCUUCAGGAAACCUCGCGGCUUUGGAGGUGGAAUGAAUGGACAGAUGGGCGGUGGCCCUCGUGGCGGCGGGCGGCCCUCUUCAACAGUCCCAUGCCCGACAGGUUUGGCAUCAAUAAUGGUAUGAGUAAUGGUGGCAUCCGUAGUGGCGGUCUGAUGGGCAGCGGCCAGGGGCAGGGCGGACCCUUCAUGGGAGGCGCCGGUGGGCCAGGAGGAGCUUCCUUGUCUGCCAUGGGUCAGCCGCAGCCGGGUCUGCCGCAGCAGGGGGCCGUGCUUAUGGUGUAUGGACUCAACAAGGACAAGAUGAAUGCUGACCGCAUCUUCAACCUUCUGUGUCUCUAUGGCAACAUUGUCAGGAUCAAGUUCCUGAAGACAAAGGAAGGAUGUGCCAUGGUCCAGAUGGGCGAUGCACUGGCUGUGGAGAGAGCUGUGGCCAACCUGAACAACACAACAUUCUUUGGCUGCAAGAUGCAACUUGGGUACUCGAAGCAAGCAUUCCUGGCUGAUGUGCAGCAGCCCUAUGAUCUUCCCGAUGGAACUCCUUCCUUCAAGGACUACAUGGGGAACAAGAACAAUCGCUUCAUCAACCCAGAGAUGGCCUCCAAGAACAGGAUACAGCCUCCCUCCAAGAUUCUGCACUUCUUCAACACUCCUCCAGGACUGAUGGAGGAAACACUGAAGCAGGUCUUCCUAGAGGGGGAAGUUGUAGAGCCUAAAAGCAUCAAACUAUUCCCCUCUAAGACUGAGAGGAGUUCCAGUGGACUUCUGGAAUUCAACAACAUCUCAGAGGCCCUGGAGGCUCUGGUGGUGGGCAACCACGCUCCCAUCCCCAACCCCAACAGCAAGUUCCCAUUCAUCAUGAAGCUGUGCUUCUCCUCCUCGAGACACAUCCCCAACAAGAUGGCUGAGUGAGUGUCGCAUUGGCACGGCGCCACACGGCCGGCUGCUGCCAGUGCCGAGCCGUGGCCUGCAGGGUACACCAGGGUUGUUGGCAGUCAGGCAGGGAGUAACAGGAUUGUCCUAAAUCAAGCUAUAGUUACUUAUGGUCCACAGGCGCAGUAAGUAUAGGGAGUCAUACCGUCACAGUGGGUUGUUUGCACCCCAGAGUGCAGUGCCGCACCGGCUACAGCUGUAGCGGCAAUGGCUGCGUUGCUGCACUCUGGGAUGCAGAGGCAGAUGGCUGCCUCACACAGGUUGAGGGAUGCGCCCCGGGCCUGCGUCCCUCCCCUGCUGGGCCCCCUCGGGGACCUGGACUGCCGGGAACGACCAGUUUCGUUGGUGGCCGUGGGGGCUCUGCCUUGUGAUUCCUACAGGUUGAUCUGACUAGGAAGAAUUGAACAAGUUUCAGCAAUAAAGAGUUUGCAGUUAAUUUAAAGUUUUCUUUUUGUUUUACGGAAGUACGUAAUGUAAACAAUUAAAAUUUCAUCAUUAUUUUUAAUUAUUAAUACGCCAACAGACGUUGGUUCAUCCGGCCCGGGGCCGGCGUCCCUCCCCGAGGCGCCCGGCAGUGUAGGAUAAGUGCAGUAUAAACCCUCCCUGAGUUGGAAGCUUGGGCAGUCUCCCCACUGUCCGUCCUACGCUCUCUUUAUAUCACCGUUAUCAUUAUUCUGAACACGUCACCUGAGGAGGCCUGGGGGCUCCAGUGAGGCCCGACAUGCAGCACAGUGCUGCAGCGUAUUUAGAACCUGAUGGAGAAGUGUGAGUUGGUCUGCAGCUUGCUGGCUGCAGAAUGUCCGUGUGAGGGCUGGCUUCUUCCAGGCAUUGGUGACUGAUAACUGUGGAGCACGUGAGUGCCACACGACUAGGACUGGCCGGCUGUGCCCUCCUGCACUCACAUCGGCGGGGCGGUGCGGCCCUGAGCUGCCCUUGAGGCACUGCCCGCUGGAGCCCCGGGGCCCAUGUGCUCACUCAGUGGAAUGUACAAUACUGUUUAUCAAUAUUGUGUUAUGUUUAUAAACCUAUUCCAUUAUUAGGCACAAUAAUUACUUCUGAACUUACUGUAUUAUACUUAUCAGUUCACUGUAAUCUUUGAUGGUCACUGAGUCUUCAGUGCUAUGUUAAGUCUAGGUCACCAGUUAACUUAUAACAUGGAUCUUACCUGAUAUUAUGGCCGUGUGUGUUACUAUCAUGAUGUAGCUAACUAGGUAACUGGUCUUUGUUGCAAUAAUGGUCAAGGGAUCCACCAUUCAUUAGCCCGCCUGCGUCACUAAGGCUGGUCCUGUCUGUUCUGAAGGGAAUGAUGACAAGCUCUGUAGCACCUGCUUCUGGGGCUCAAUAAUGGCUGAUCUUUUGACAGUAGUCUUACACUGAUGAUGAACCCAUGUAAGUUAGUAGGAGGCAAUGUUAGUGGCAACAAGGAUGAAUUGUUUGGUAAAUGUAGUUGUAAUUGAUCAAGCUUUGGGCCAGAGGGCAGAUGAAUCAACAAGCACCUACAGUUUUGGCUUGUUUCACUGCCCAUCUGUCAGGGCCUCAGUGUUUUUAGAUUAGCAUUUUAAUGCUUUUUCACUUUCUCUUCCUUUCUUAGUUUAUUUUAUCUUAUUUUUAAGUAGACGGUAAAAUGGUGUCGUUAUACUUAGUUGACCUCUUGAGCUGGUGCCCGCCAGCCGCUGCAGGACGUGACAAAAGCUCUGUCAGUCCCUGGUUUAUACUCCUGGUUUGUGCCACACUAUUUGUUUUGCCGCUAACAGUAAUUCAAUAAAGUUUGAGUGACCAAAUUAAAAACAUGCAGACAAGAAGUUCAAGCAAAGCUAUGAAGUGUUCAGUGCAUAUUCUUGCCAACGGGUAAUUGUAGACUUUGAAAUAUUUGAUUUAAGAGAGAAAUUCCUACUCUAAUUCCUAGUCAGCAAAACACAUGGUGUACUUAAUUUAGGGCUUUAAUGAUGACAACAAAUCUAAGUUUAUCAAACAUGACUCUCACUGCAAAGCAGGAAACAAUACAUUACACACGACUUUUCUUGAACUUCCCAUCUACAGACAAGGCUUUCACUGACACACCCCCACCCCACCCGCAGCCAGAGAAACUAGCCUACAGCAGACUACAGAGCCAGACACUGUGGCCCACAGCAGUAUGUAUAAACAAACCCAGCUUAUAUAUAUCUAUAUAUAUAGGCCUUAAUGGUGAUUAUUUAAGUUACUCAAGGCAGGGUUGAGUUAAGAAAUAAAUUUUCUUACAUUUUUAUGUAUAUAGAACAACCCCAAAAACAUUAUUUUUCUGGUACUAUGUUGUAAAUAAUUUUUCAAAGCGGCUUACAUCUUAAAUGAAAAGCAGUGAAUGAUUGAAGCGUGCUCUUUCAAUAUUCACUGAGUUUCCAAGUGAGCGCUUAAUCUUUUGUGGCGUCAAGUGUCAUGUUGCCUCACGACUGUCCUGCGUGUGGCGCCGGGGGCCCGAGCCCCCUCCUGCACUGAGGCGCGCUGCUCUGCCGUGGUGGCUGAGAGUGAACUUGUGUUUUUCAGUAAUUGUAACUUAAUGAUGUGGCUUCUUGGGCCACAACUUAGCUCUUGGUAAGUAUUUAGAUGCAUAGUUGAAGAGAACAAUUGUUAAUUAGAAGUAAUUGGGAGCUUUUAACCUUUUCACAGUGACUUGCUGCCACAGUUGUUGAAAGAAUGUAGUUUAACUUGUUGGGAGUUUGUUUUAGCAUGAGGGAGCGUGCCGUCAGGGCCCCGGGGGGCUCGGAGACUCGGCGCUUAUUUGGAAUGUCUCAAUUUAGAACCGUUCACUCCUUGUUCCCCGUCCUCAGUUUUUAAAAAUCCAACGACAUUCACUCGUUCAUUUCGCAGAAAGAUCUAAACGCAGACUGUGAUUAUGAAAUAUUUGAGAUGAUUGUUUUCUAAAUGUUAAGUCCAUUCGUUGACACGUAGGAACAGAGAACAGUACAAGCUACACAGCACAUGAAAAUACUUAACAGAAACAGAGAAACUCCUGAACAGUCAUACUACAUGCAAUUCUGGAAGACAGAGAGGCCAAGGGUGACAUUGUUCAAACACUCACCACAGACAGGAAUGAAAAUUAACAAGCUUUUUUUUCUAUUUUACGUUUUGUUUCUUUGUUUUGCUAAAAUACUAGCUUCAUGAGGUAUUUAAUUUAUUAAUUCAAGUUCAAAGCCAACUUGGUACAAAGCACGAUUGUACUAAGGUAAAGCAAGCCUGCCAAAUGUGUAGACUCCCGAGGGCUGCUCGCCCCCCCUCACGGCCAGCCCCGCCGGCCCCAGCGGCCCGCCGAGGACCCGCCCCGGCGGGCACCGCAGAGUGAUCUGUAAAUAUUUGAACGAUAAAGUAAGGCCCGCCAUUGUGGGCCUCCAGCGGUGGCGGCAGCCAGGUGGCCUCGGGCCGCAGCAGCCGUGGCCGGCCGGGGCGAGGGCGGGGCUGCGGGCGGCUGCCGCUGGCGUCAGGGAGCGGGGGGCGGGCGGUGCCUCUCUCCUCCGUGCCAAGCGUGGUGUGUCUGGGCCGUGAGUGAGUGCUGUGUAGGCCACGUCCACCUUGGGCUAGGGUCCCCGUGAGGGCCCCAGGGAGCGCGCCCUCGGCCCUCUGCCCCGCCCGGCGGCCCUCGGCCCCAGACUCCGCUCACAAGCAAUACGACCUAACCUCAGGUCCCCCGGCGGCUCCCUGGGGCCGUCCGGACCGCUAGGCUGUCUAAGUGGUUUUAUCUCUGAUGAUAAGUCGUUGAAAUGUCGUUGCAAGAUGUGCUUAAGUAGAGAAUGUUUAUUACUCUUCUUGAAAUCGUCCCAAUAGAGUGAAUCACUUGAUGCAUAUCAUAGCACUAAGGUUUACUGCGCCAGCGGGCCAGUGCCGCUGGGCCGCGCCCGCCGGCCGCCCGCGGCGCCGCGCCCCGUGCCGCGUGAUGUUCCGUCCGAGGGCGGCAGUGACAGUCUCAACUUCUGCGCCGGCCUGCCUGUGAGGCUGGGCGGCGCGGACACUGAGGCAGAGUGGUGGGCGGCGCGGGGCACGGCGUUGGGCCGGCCCGCGGCCCGUCCACGGCCGGCGGCGGCCGCGGCGUGGCCUUGAACCCUCACCAUCCCUUAUUCCAGGAUUGCGGAGUUAUUUUAAAAGCAUAACAAACAUGAUAUUAUUAUUUCCCUUAAUCCAUAUGUUGUUUGUAAGAAUUUUAAGGAAUAAAAUGAAUAAUACUUUAGUAUAAAAGAGAUGA
Messenger RNA from Scylla paramamosain (green mud crab), 6304 nucleotides. RefSeq names its product heterogeneous nuclear ribonucleoprotein L-like (gene sm). Gene Ontology annotation, cellular component: nucleus. Lineage: Eukaryota; Metazoa; Arthropoda; Malacostraca; Decapoda; Portunidae. The record is from RefSeq and is a predicted model, not a curated record. Gene Ontology annotation, molecular function: mRNA binding. Gene Ontology annotation, biological process: regulation of RNA splicing.